CUCUUCAACCCGCAUCUCAACGACGGUGACGACAAUGGCUUUCAUCCUCCGGCGGCCCUUCGCCCUCACGGCCACGCUGCGAACGACGGCACCCAAAUCCGCGCAGUCCGUGACGUUGCGCGCUUUCCACAACACGCCACUCAAGCCGCAACCCAACUUCUUCUCGCCGAAAACGCCCUCAAUCUCUACCUCACAGAAUGUCCUUCGCUUCCGAACGACCUUCCGCCGAUCGUACCAGCAGGCCGCAUACAACCCGGUGUCACACGGCGACCUGCGCCAGCGGCUGAUCUAUGGUGCCGGAAUCUUCGGCGCAACGCUUCUGGGCAUCAACUUCAUCUUCAACCGCGAGACUCGCGAGGAUGGCGGCAUGCCGGACUUCGAACGGCGAUAUCUCAAUGAUACCUUCAUGCACACUGGUCUCGGCAUCGGUAUCAUUGGUAUGGCUGCACGCGCGCUGCACAUGAAUGGAUGGAGCUUCCGCCUCAUGAGUGCAAACCCGUGGCUUGUCCUCGGGGUCGGACUUGUUGGCAGCAUCGGUACCAUGUAUGGAACUAUGGCUACACGACCGGAGAACUACGUGCAGAAAUAUGCCCUCUGGACCGCCUUCAACGUCACUCAGGCCAUGCUCCUUUCGCCGCUAUUCUUUAUGCACCCGGCCAUCCUCGCGCGCGCAGGUCUCUAUACCGCCGGAAUGAUGGGCUCUAUUGCCUUCGUCGGUGCGACCGCCAAGCAGGAGAAGUACCUCUACCUCGGUGGACCUCUCCUCGCCGGCGUUGCUAUCGUCGCGCUGUCUGGCCUCGCACCCCUCGUCGUCCCCGCCACUGCGGCUCGAACGCUCAUGUGGACCGAGAACAUUUGGCUAUAUGGUGGACUGGCUGUCUUCGGUGGCUUCACGCUGUACGACGUGCAGAAGGUGCUUCACCACGCGCGCAUGGCUGAGCGCGGCAUGAUCCCCAAGGAUGCCGUCAACGAGUCCAUCUCACUUGAGUUGGACUUCCUCAACAUCUUCAUCCGGAUGGUGCAGAUUCUAGCUAUGAGUCAGAACCGAAGGAAAUAAACUCGGAUGCGGGUGGGGGUUGGAUAUAGAGGUACGAGACGCGUGAUAUGGGGGAUUAUUGAGAAUUCUUAACGGCGUUUGAAGCACUUGUGGCAGCUGCGACUUGCCCUAGGCUCAUGACCAUGGUAUAUCCCUAGGUCAUCAUUUUUGACGUGUACGAUACUCUCCUCUCUUGAAUCAAUCAAGAUUGAAUGUCAAUUCGAAUUGCACAAGCAGCACUUUGCCUUCUUGCUCAUCUCUUCUUCCGCUGGGUUUCCUCGCCAUCAUUUUAGCUAUCUGCUCUGAGCUUC
Molecule: messenger RNA, 1347 nt
Organism: Trematosphaeria pertusa
Lineage: Eukaryota; Fungi; Ascomycota; Dothideomycetes; Pleosporales; Trematosphaeriaceae
Exons: 2
Coding region: 35-1057 (340 amino acids)
Cellular component (GO): mitochondrial inner membrane
Source: RefSeq, a predicted model, not a curated record